Messenger RNA from Passer domesticus (house sparrow), 1919 nucleotides. RefSeq lists its product as uncharacterized. Gene Ontology annotation, cellular component: cytoplasm. Lineage: Eukaryota; Metazoa; Chordata; Aves; Passeriformes; Passeridae. The transcript is spliced from 8 exons. The coding region runs from base 339 to 1919 and encodes 526 amino acids. The record is from RefSeq and is a predicted model, not a curated record.
GUGUCCGACCCAGAGCUUUUGCCAGACGCUGUUCCUGCAGCUGGCCUUGCGGCCAGACUGUGGCAUUUGGUGACUCGGAUCUUUUCCAAGACAUCUAUCCCUGUGGCCUGUGCACUCCAGGCCAGACCGCGGGAUUUGGUGACCUGAAUCGUUGUUGAGGAGUCUCCUGUGAUUUUGGCAGGAGUCCUCAAGACCAAAGUGCAGGUCUUGCUGCUUGCUGUCCUGCUGCCUUCCUGAGGCUUCUCUCUUGCUGGUGCUUUCAGCAACUGCAAGACUUGUUGACUUGGCAAUAUCCUGAGGAACCUCUAUUUAAGGUGCCCUCUAGGCCAGACUCUGACAUGGCAGGCAGAUUCCUUGGCUUGUUCAAAGUGCUCAGGGGGAAAAAAAACAAAGGCCCUGGAGCUGCCCCAGCAGAACAGCCUGAAGAGCCGGAGCAGAUCCAGACACUGCAGGAUGAUGCAGCCGUGGAGCGCACACAAGAGCAGCAAUCCAGCCGUGGCCGCUUCCACAGAACCCUGAAGAUGUUCCGGAAGUUUCUGCGAGUUCAGCGCAGAGAGACCGGGACCAGUGCAGCUGAGGGCCCAGCCGAGCCUGACUCGGGGCUGACCGAGCUCCAGGCAGAGCCUGAUGUCAGCCUGGAUUCAGCUGAGCACUCACAAGACUCUGACACCAUAAUGAAUGAGGACACAGCAAACGGAGACAAGGCAGUGACUGAGGACGUGGCCAUGACAAAUGCCAACACUGGAGAGACUGAAGCCACCGCAAAUCCUGACACCACGCCCACUCCAACUCUGAUCGAGGAAUUAAUACCAGAGUAUUUCAGGGACCUUUGUUUUUCGUCUCAGGAGCAGCUAAGCAGGCUGGGAUCAGGCCUGGAGGCCUCCCAGGACUUUGUGCCCCCUCAAGCCAUGAUCACUGGGGCCCCUCAGCCUUUGAGGCCAGCACAGUGUGGCGGGAAGGGAAGCUGGGGAAGUUGCUCCCUUGAAGAGCGCUCCAAGUUUCCCCCAGGUGUCCUCCAGGUGCCAGCCAUUGUAAGGAACAUCCACCAGAGGCUGCUGUCCCAUGACACUGUGGAUGCCAGGCUGAAAAUUGACAUUGUGAGGCUGGCUGAAGAACAUCCUGUUGAUGUGGUGCUGACCCUCCUGCGCUGUGCCCCAACGUGUGACAGAGCUGCUGCAAUGAUGUGGAGAGCCAUUGCUUCAUCAAGACUAACAAUGGAGAAAGUGCUGCCAACACUGGUCCGUGUAAUGGAGGAUUGGCCUCUGAGCAAAAUGUGCACCUCCGAUGGGGACAAUCAGGAUGUUUUUGCCCUGGCUGCAACUCUGGUGAUCUGGGUGAUUGUCCAGGUGCCUCUGUACCAUGAGACAAGGAUUCAUUCUUUCUACCCUCUGUUUACGGCUCUGCUCUUCCACGUUGUCAUCACCACACAGCAGAUGCCACCAGAGGAAGUUGAAAACUUCUGGAGAGCAUGCCAGGAGGAAAAUCGCCUUCCCUGCAGGCCCAACAGGUUUGCAGUGCAGGCCAUGAAGGCUCUGCUCUACCGACUGCAGUGUGACCAGGAGGUGAUGGCUAUGGAGCGUAAGUGUGGCUGGGACACGCUGCUGACUGCUCACACCCAGCACUAUGCCGUGGGUCUGCUGGCCAGGGAGAUGCGCCAUGUCUUGACCUCCAUGUGUUCCCAUGUUGCAUACCGCCUUCUCCUCGUGCUCAGCUGUGAAAAGCCAAGGUGGGAUCUGCCCUUCCUGGCAUUCCUUGUGGAGGUCUUCGAGUGCCUGGACUUGAGUAAAUGUGCUCACACUGUCCUGAAGAUCAUGUCAAGUUGCCUGCACAGCAAGUGCAGGGAGAGGCGUCGCCUGGCACUCAGAGGCCUCGUGGUGCUGGGCAAGGAUCCCUCGAUGGUGAGAAGGGGCAGCGGCUGA